Molecule: messenger RNA, 5712 nt
Organism: Anopheles funestus (African malaria mosquito)
Lineage: Eukaryota; Metazoa; Arthropoda; Insecta; Diptera; Culicidae
Gene: tmod
Product: tropomodulin-1
Exons: 11
Coding region: 798-2171 (457 amino acids)
Biological process (GO): myofibril assembly; pointed-end actin filament capping
Cellular component (GO): myofibril
Molecular function (GO): tropomyosin binding
Source: RefSeq, a predicted model, not a curated record
CGGCCGCAUCCGCGUGCGCGUGCGUGUUUGUCCCCGUUGUCUCGGUGUGUACGUUAAAAUCAGUACCGAACCGAUUUAUACUGAUCUGCAAGCAGAUCCGCAUCUUAAGGACACGGAUUUUCUACCGUGAGCAAGCUCAUCGCUUACCUCCAAAAAAGGAGUUUUAAACGAUGAGCUCGCUCGCAUCUGCUUGCAAAACGUGGUGGACAGUUUUCCACACCACGUACUAUUACCGCGCUCCAAAACACACACACAAACACACCGUAAAACACAUACGUUUGCGUAUACGCUUUGCGCGUGUGUUUGUGUAUGUUCCGUUGCAGAUCAUCUUCAAUGUCCUCGUCCCUUCUGCCGCACACAACACAUUCGGCUGUUCGAUAACACUGAUUAGCGAGGAUAAGCAUUUUUGUCCACACGAUCCACAACCCAUUGUGUGGAUUCGUAUGUUUGACACCCGUUCACGAUCGUUCGAGAUGCGUGUUGCGGGCGAGGUGUUGCGACGAUGACGUUUGACCUAGAGCAAAAAAAAAAAUCGGAAAAUUCUGUAUUUAUGUAAUCCAUCCAUCCGUCUGCUCCCAUCAAUAAAACACACACGCACCAAGGGGGUGCCGCGCGCACACGCAACCAACAGGCACCACCACAAACACACAGCACCCGAUGUGUGCCGCGAGUGUGCGAGCUGAUCUGACGUAUAUUGCGCAGGCUAAAGGAGCUUAGCCGGGCGGAUCAAAAUCGGUCCGGUUCGUGAACUAAUCGAUAUUGAAGUGAUUUAGAAAGCGGAUUCGGAUUUUCCAAUAAUGGCCGAAACGUACGAGGAGUACGAGGAGACGCACCAUGUCACCAGAAAGUCCGUGACCACCUUCAAGAUCGAGGAAACAUCAUCGUCCACCACCACCAAAACCAUCACGACACCGGCCAAACUGUACGGCAAGGAUGUCGGCGCGUAUGACGAUAUCGAUGUGGACGAGCUGCUCGCCCAGCUGUCGCCGGAGGAGAUUAGCAUGCUCGCGAAGGAGGUCGAUCCGGACGAUUCAUUUUUGCCUCCGAGCCAGCGUACCAACUAUGAGUGUGAAAAGGCACCAACCGGGCCACUCGAUCGGAAGAAGCUGAUCGAUCAUAUUAAUAAGCAAGCGCUGGAAACACCGGACCGUCCGGAACUGGAACCAUUCGUGCCGGGUGUCGUACGUGGCAAAAAGUGGAUACCACCACCGCCAGCGGCAAAGCUGCAGGCAGCCGACGAGCAGAUCGCAAUCGAUCUUGGUGACGAGUACGAGCAGGCGCUGACGGAUGCGACGCAGGAAGAAAUCAUCGAUCUGGCCGCUAUCCUCGGUUUCCACUCGAUGAUGAACCAGGACCAAUACCACGCCUCACUGCUUAACAAGGGCCAGCCGGUUGGCCUCGGCUGGGAUGGUAUUACCAAGUCUGCCAUACCGAAGAUUUUCCCGGCCGAAGCACCGAACACGACCGAUCCGGAGGAAACGGUCCAGCGCAUCAAGAACGACGACAGCAAGCUGGUGGAGGUGAAUCUGAACAACAUCAAGACCAUCUCGGACGAGCAGUUCGAUAAGUUGUUCGAGGCGCUCAAGUCCAACACACACCUCGAGGUGCUGUCGCUCACGAACGUGGGUCUGACGGAUCGUACCGCAUUGAUGCUGGCCGGCGCCCUCGAACAGAACCACGCCCUUCGGGUGCUGAACGUCGAGACGAACUUUAUCAGCCCGCCCGUGAUUGUGACGCUGGUCAAGAGUCUGCUAACGCAGAUGACAAUCGAGGAGUUCCGUGCCUCGAACCAGCGAUCGCAAGUCUUCGGUAACAAGAUCGAGAUGGAGAUAACGGAGUUGGUUGAAAAGAAUACCACCCUGCUGCGGCUCGGUUUGCAUUUGGAGUUUAAUGAUGCCCGACAUCGGGUAGCCGCCCAUCUGCAGCGUAACAUUGACAGAAUUCGAGUCGAUAAGCGUGAUGGACGCUCGUCCCGCGGCAGUUACUAUCGGCCGGUUCGCAUCGAGGAGGAACAGGAGCUCGCAAUGUCCGACGUGGAGGAGGAACCGGAGGUCGAGGUGGCACCGGCGGACUAUGACGUGGAGGAAGAUCCCGACAAUGUGGUGAUCCGUCCGCCACCGUCCGACGAUGAAGAUAUUAAGAAAAAAUCUCUCACAGCGGCUGCAGUUUAGAUUUUUUCAAAACAUGCAUAGGAAACAAACGACCAUGAUACAGUGAAAGAGAGAGAGUGAGAGAGAAAGAGAGACGACCAUGCGCGCGGGAUGUUCACACAUUGUUACCGGCGAUGCGAUCAUCUCGCGCACGCGUCUACUGACCUUCUCCUCCCCUACCCUCCCCACUUCAACACUCUUCACGUUCUGUUUUUCUACUUUUUAAAACUACUAUUACUACAUCUACUACUACUACUACUACUACUAUAUACUCAGCACAACAGCAACAAACGAAAUCAACCGCGGUAUUCGCUACACGAGCUCCGUACUGGCAGCAAAAAUUGUAAAAAAGCGCAAACUACAAAAAAAAAACAAAGCAUGAAAAUAUUUGAUUCGUUUCUGUUUGAUGUCGAAAAGAUGAUUAAAUAUCAGAACAGAACUGGCCAGUUUUGAUCCAGUGUCCAGAUGUAUAAAUGGAGUCAAAACAGAAAAAAAACAUAAAAAAGGGAUGAUUAUGUCACCCGGUUACAGAAUCAUUUAUGUAAAGCAGGAAUGCUUGAGGUGGCGAUUAUCUUGAAGGAGCACGAAGAUCACACUAUAAGAUAGCUAAAAAUGUAAUUUAGAGCAGUGAAAAUGAGAAACGGUGUGGUGGAUAUUUUGUUUUUUGAUGUUUAGCAUAACGAUGAUGCCAGAGGGAAGUAAAAAAAAACGCUUUGAAAUCAAAAGUCUUAUUCGAUAGGGUUCGGACAGCCAAAAACAAAUGAAUGCUUUUUUUCUAUUGUUUAAAUUGUUUGUUCAGAUUUUAAAUAAGCCAAAAGUUUUGUUCACAUCAUUUGUUUUCUCAUUCGGAUAGCAGAGUGUGAAGAAUUUUUUAAUUAUCAUUCAACUACAAAACCGGAAGUUGGUUAAUAGCAAGUGAGACAGAUUAGUAAGGGUGGUGAAAGAAAACUAUACUAUAGAAGAAGAAAAAAAAACUUCUCCGUAUAUAGGAUGAGUAGUAAGAGAACCGAACGAGUAAACUGUUGUAUAAGGACGUCAUGUUUUUGUUUUGUUUACUGCAUCACAUAAGUUGAUAAAGAAGUUUCUGGAAAGCAUUAUGGUGUGCUUUAGAAUUUUUAAUUUUUAUUAAAUAAAUGCUCUUCCGUGUGUAGCAUUCAAUGUAAUGUCAAUUGGUUUGUGGAAGUUUAUAAAUUUAUGAUUCACAAUAUAUAGAAACCGUGCUGAGUACGACUAAGAAGUGACUCAAAUGCUAGGUUUGUUAGUUUUUUUUUUAAAUUUUAAUAUUUUUAUUGUGUAUUGGUAGUGUAACAACUGCCAUGUUCGCUCAUCAGCUGUAUACAGUUAUAAAAAAAAUUGUACCAAUAAUACUCAUCUAACCCACACACACAUACACACGCACCGUUUAAGCGAAUUGCAGCAAACGUUCGUCCACUCUCGCUCGUCAGAGUUGGGGAAAUGAACCUGUGCUGUCAAAAUAGGGCUUAUGUGCGUGCAGCUGUGUGUGUGUGUGCGUGUUUAAACUAGACACAAAACAUAAGUAGCAACCAAAUAGGCUUAGGGGUAGUCCGGGGUGUCCAUCCGACACCUGUCAGGGAAGAAUGAGUGGCUUUUGCAACACGGUAUUGUACCCCUUUUUCGGCUUGAAGUCGAACUUCAAGUGGAACUCCUGACAGAAAUGGCACAUCAUAAAAAAACACAUCAAAACGUUAGCACGCGAUUGCGUGAUGUGAAAGGUUUUUAGUUUAUAUUUCAUUUAGAUUUUUGUUUCUUCUGUUUUCUAAUUCUUCCCGCUGAUUCGCGCCUCUGCUUACCUAUGUAUACAUGUAUGUAUAGCGUUGAAUAUAUAUAUUGCAAUUGAAAGAGUUGAAAUUGAAUUAUAAGUGAAUUAUAGCGAACGGAAUGAAUAGUGGCGCGUGGGACGGGUAGCAAUCAUACUCCAUCUUUCAUUUUUCUGUAGUUAUUUUUUUCUUAUUCCUUUUUUUUGUUUGAGAGGGAAGGGCUGAAAUGAGAGACAGAUAAGGAAAGGCAAAGGGUUGAAACGAAAAAAAAUUUAAAAAAAACAUUACUAAGAAUAUAGCUAAAUGUUUGGAAUGUGUGCAGUGUGGUUCUUCGUUUAUAAACACAAGUUCGUUUUGCUAAGAUUGAUCCGCUUGCGUGUCUGUGUUAGUGUGGGUGCGCAAGGUUGUAAUCGGUCGUAGUUUGGGUUGAGUAUUGUUUGUAGACAGCGGGCUGGUUCCUAGUCUGGUGACGGUGUGUGGUUCCUGGUUUGUGAGGAUGUCGACGGAAGCCUAACCUGUCGCGUGUCUGUCAACCUGGCAACCCCCAACAUAUGCAGAUCGACUUGUACUCGUGUAGUCGCUGGAACCCUGGAACAACUGACCACUAUCUCACAGCGGCGAUUGUUACGUCAGGCGCGUCUUAAUCAGCGCAAGUAAACAGCAGCCAACGGUACGUCGGUGCCGAAGCUAGAAGAGCAAAAAAAAAACUCACGAGCCGCAGGCAAUAUUACCAUCCACGCAACGCUUACCACGGCUUUAAAAACUUCCGUUCUGGAACUUGCCUGCAGAAAGAAACGCAACUAAAUACAUUCGACCAAAACCAUUCGGAGCUCAAUCGGACGACGCCCAGGCGACCUGUUGUGGGGCGGUGUGACGACGACAUCCAUUUUAAUUCGUAUUAAUCACAUCAUCUGAUCAUUCGUUCUGGUAGAAAAAUGGUGUAUAGAGAGAAAGGAACAACAGUCAGGCAGGAUGCUCAUUGCGAUAUGAAGCUGUAUGUGACAGAACGAUUGUUUUUACGUUAAUUAUGUUCCAUUGUGCGUAGCAAACGUCGGUAGCAGUUUUGCCGUUUAUAUUUUGUAUCUUUUUUUUUAACGAAAAUACCAAUUUUACGUAUUUGACACAAAUGUCUUGCUUGCGGAAGCGUUUGGUUGCAGGCUCCUAUGUAGGCUAGGACCUAGAAAACAUCACAAGCGUACGAAACAAGCGCGCAAAUGGUUUAGCAAAACUAAGCGAGUAUGGAUCGUGUGCGCUUUUCGCUUCUUAGUGCAGCUUGUUUUAGCAUGGAAGAACCAUUUAAUGAAUGAAGAAAUUGACGAAAGCAACCAGGAAAGCUAGUAGCAGCAUGUAAGGAAGAAGAAAAAACAAACCUAAAUUCCUUCCUCCCUCCCCGCAUAAAGUGGAAACGACACGGGAUGGUUACGAAACGAAGUAAUCAUUCCCAGACAAGCGCGCGCGCGCGCGUUUUGAAAUAAUCAUCCAUAACAACCAUGCACGGUGUGCGCCCCCGCCCCCUCCUUAGCAUGCAUGCAUUGUGCGUUUUCAUUUUAUUAUUAAUAUUAUUUAUGUUAAGCAAAUUUCUCCAAUUCGCUUUUGACGGCCAAACGGGGCAAAGCAAAAGGGACGAGAUUGUAUGGUGAUCCACGUUGAUAAUGUAUGAGGCAAUACCCCCCGCGCUACCAAUCGUGUACGUUUUUAAAUUAUUCACUAUCGAAUGUUUAUGGUAAAAAGAAAAAGAAACAAACAAACAAAAGAAACAAAUAAAUUGUAAGCAUAAAAUCCAA